Messenger RNA from Linderina pennispora, 512 nucleotides. RefSeq names its product lysozyme-like protein. The transcript has 2 exons. Gene Ontology annotation, biological process: carbohydrate metabolic process. The annotation marks the transcript as partial. Lineage: Eukaryota; Fungi; Kickxellomycota; Kickxellomycetes; Kickxellales; Kickxellaceae. Gene Ontology annotation, molecular function: chitosanase activity. Gene Ontology annotation, cellular component: extracellular region. The record is from RefSeq and is a predicted model, not a curated record.
ACCAUGAAGUUCACCGCUACUCUCGGAUUCGUUGCCGCCGUGGCCGCCUUCGGCUCUGCCAACGCCGCCAUGUCUGCCUGCUCCAAGAAGAUUGCACUCCAGCUGACCAACAUCUACGAGAAUGGCGACACUGCCUUCCACUACGACUACUGCGAGAACAUCAAGGACGGGCGUGGUUACACAGCCGGUAUCGCUGGUUUCUGCACCUGGCACUUCGGAUGCCUGGGUUGUCCUGCAGGACUACCACAAGAUGACUGGCGGCAAGGACGAGUUCAGCAACGGCCUGGAGGGCUACUGCUCGUGUGGGGCAAGCUGGGCAAGUCUGAUGCCAAGUUCCGCAAGGCGCAGGACAAUGUGCGCGACAGCAUGUACUUUAACCCGUCGCAGAAGCUGGCAGACAAGCUGGGUGCUACGCUCGAUGUGACCCGCGCACAGCUCUAUGAUACGACGAUCCAGCACGGCGAGGGCACGGACCCCGAUUCGGUUGGUGCGCUGAUCAAGAAGACCAGCGC